AUGGCUAGACUUGUCCUGGUUUUGUUUAUUGUUGUUGGGAUCUUGGUGUUGCAAGCGGUGGCUGAGAAAUCUGAGGUGAACCCAUCUGUAGUCAAGUCUCAGAGCGAGGAUGAACCAGCUGGAAUAUCAGAUCAACCUGCUUCAAGUCCCUCAAAGUCAUCAUCUGAUGAGUCUACAGCAGCUGAGGCUCCGGAGAUCAGACGGAUGGGAAAGCAUCAUUCAUCUGAUAAGUCAGUGGCUGGUGGCGGAGUCAUCAUUGGCGGGCUUGUCACUGCUAUUUUUGCGGCUGUUUUUUGCUACAUCAGAGUAACUAGAAGAAAUAAUGGUGCUAAGUGA
Messenger RNA from Pistacia vera, 336 nucleotides. RefSeq lists its product as uncharacterized. The coding region runs from base 1 to 336 and encodes 111 amino acids. NCBI's taxonomy places the organism in Eukaryota, Viridiplantae, Streptophyta, Magnoliopsida, Sapindales, Anacardiaceae. The record is from RefSeq and is a predicted model, not a curated record. The transcript has a single exon.